CGCAGAGGCUUUUUGGGUAAUCUAACAAUAAUUGAGAAUUAUAUAAUACAAUUGAGAAUUAUAUGAUAUAAUUCGUAGUAGCGGGCGGACGGGAGGGAGCUAAUAAUAGUAGCGGUGAGUGGCGGGCGGACGGGAGGGAGUCGGGCGGUUGCGGGUUGGGGAAAAAAAGAAGGGAAGCCUCUGCCAUAUAACGUGCGGUUCUUUGGUGUGAAAUGCGGUUCUUUGGUUUUGGCGGUUUACUGGUACAAUCGAUAUUAUAAUGGCUGAGUUCGAUAGCGAUAUAGAAGAAAUUGAGCGCUCUUUUCAUAAUAUGAGUCUAGAUGAUAAUGAUGAAGAUCUUGGUUGUUUGCCAAUGCCACUUGAGAGAGAUGAUGGUAAAGACCUUGCUUGUUUUCCUAUGUCUGCUGAGAAGGCUGGUGAUGAAGACCUUGGCUGUUUGCCCAUGCCAAUACAGAGUGCUGUAUUGACAAGUACUCUAAAGAAGGUGAAACAACGGCAACUAGUACCUGUAGCUGGGAAGCAUGAUUUGACACCAGAUUCAAAAAGACAAAAUGAGCCACCUUCAAAGAUCAUGAAUAUGCAAUCUGGAAGUCCUUUGUUAACAUCUGAGUCAUGCGAACUGCCAAAGCCAAGUGGAGUAUUUUACAAAAGAAGAAGGGAGAGCUAUGUCAAAAUGUUGUUAGAGCAUUUUGAAGAGAGAGAAGGUGCUCAGGUAAAGCAAGAAGCUGUUAUGAAGGUGCUACAGUUGAACAACUACCAAAAAAUACAGGCCACAAAUGCUGUCAAAUUGGCAUUUGCAACUUGCAACUUGGUCACUCAUUAACAUAAUAAGAGGUGAUACUACAAAUGCCAAGCCAGGUGUCAUUAGACAAGGAAGAGUAUAUAUAACUGUUUUACCACCACC
Dendronephthya gigantea is the source of this 904-nucleotide messenger RNA. RefSeq lists its product as uncharacterized. Lineage: Eukaryota; Metazoa; Cnidaria; Anthozoa; Malacalcyonacea; Nephtheidae. Bases 260 to 823 code for a protein of 187 amino acids. The record is from RefSeq and is a predicted model, not a curated record. The transcript is spliced from 3 exons.